AGAAAGUCAGUUGCUGUGCAAUUGUGGCGCCGAUCGGUUCAGUGAGUGAAAGCGUUCCCCUUUAGCGGAGAGUGAGAGUAACGGAGAGAGAGUGCGGAACCAACGCUUAAUUGGCAAAUUGAAGAACUGAGAGCCCGUGUGCCACUGCUAAUUUUGGACUCUUUCCCGAGGGAAUUGCAUUGAGAAAGCGCAGAGAUGGCCGAUGAAGCACAAGCACCACCAGCUGAGGGCGCACCACCAGCCGAGGGCGAGGCGCCACCACCAGCCGAGGGGGCAGAGGGCGCCGUCGAGGGCGGAGAGCCCGCUCCUCCGGCAGAGCCCGCCGAGCCCAUCAAGCACAGCUACACGCUCUUCUACUUCAACGUGAAGGCGUUGGCCGAGCCCCUGCGCUACCUGUUCGCCUACGGCAACCAGGAGUACGAGGAUGUCCGCGUCACCCGCGACGAGUGGCCAGCCCUGAAGCCAACCAUGCCCAUGGGCCAGAUGCCCGUGCUGGAGGUGGACGGCAAGCGUGUGCACCAGAGCAUCUCGAUGGCCCGAUUCCUGGCCAAGACCGUCGGCCUGUGCGGCGCCACUCCGUGGGAGGACCUGCAGAUCGACAUUGUGGUGGACACCAUCAACGACUUCCGUCUAAAAAUUGCAGUCGUCUCGUACGAGCCGGAGGACGAGAUCAAGGAGAAGAAGUUGGUCACCCUGAAUGCGGAGGUCAUUCCAUUCUACCUGGAGAAGCUCGAGCAGACCGUCAAGGACAACGAUGGUCACCUGGCUCUGGGCAAGCUGACCUGGGCCGAUGUCUACUUUGCAGGCAUCACCGACUACAUGAACUACAUGGUCAAGCGCGAUCUGCUGGAGCCCUACCCAGCUCUGCGCGGUGUCGUGGAUGCCAUCAACGCUUUGGAACCGAUCAAGGCCUGGAUCGAGAAGCGCCCUGUCACCGAGGUCUAAGUUCCCCGCACAGAACUUGGGAGGAGGGAAACUAUUGCACACCACUCAGACACACCCGCACUGCAGACAUGCACACCAACCACAUCCGUACACAUUUUGUUCCUUUUUGCGGAGGAUCCGAGGAGCAGCGGACUUUCGCACGGGGUCAUAGACGCGUAGGAGUUUAGCACGUAUCACUAUCGACAAAUCGUAUUUGUCUUACUUUCUUGGUUAUAAUUCUCUUUGCAUGGCGCUAUAUACAUAUUUCUAUUGGGAUCCGCCAGCGGAUCGCCGUUCGUUAGCUUCUUCUGAAAUAAUGAAAGAUAAUACUUAUUGCACAGUUUAUAAUAUUUUGGCCUACUUUUAGAAAAUACAUUUAGCGCACCUAUGCUGACGCUUACUGUAGCUAUAUAUAUAUACAAAAUCUACGAGUGGUUCAUCUUUUAGAUGUAUUCUAUUAUAUUUAAUUCACUGCGAAGAGCUCAACAAAUAUUUAAACAAAUGCAGCGAAAGCUGAGAAGCAAUUACAAACAAAUUUAAAGUUUUUGUUUUUUGCAACACGUUAUCGCGGCCCCAGGAAUUUUCUUCGUCUCAUCCAGUUCCCAAUUAAGUAAACCUAAAAAAAAGACUCACUACAAUAGAACCGGAUACCUUAUAAAUUAACCAAUGUCAACCCAUAAGGAAGAUCUAUUAUAAGAACAGACUUUAACUGCCAAAAUUUCGAAUGCACCCAAUCACACACAUCAAUUUAUACAUUUUAUUUAUGAAAAUUUGUAAUUGUAUUUUUUAAAUAUUUUCACAAAACACUUUUAAAUAAACUAAACACCUAAAAAGGAAUGAGCACUUUUCGAAAGCA
Molecule: messenger RNA, 1780 nt
Organism: Drosophila rhopaloa
Lineage: Eukaryota; Metazoa; Arthropoda; Insecta; Diptera; Drosophilidae
Gene: GstS1
Product: glutathione S-transferase S1
Exons: 5
Coding region: 196-945 (249 amino acids)
Biological process (GO): glutathione metabolic process
Molecular function (GO): glutathione transferase activity
Source: RefSeq, a predicted model, not a curated record